Molecule: messenger RNA, 4152 nt
Organism: Lucilia cuprina (Australian sheep blowfly)
Lineage: Eukaryota; Metazoa; Arthropoda; Insecta; Diptera; Calliphoridae
Exons: 8
Coding region: 814-1758 (314 amino acids)
Biological process (GO): regulation of cell differentiation
Cellular component (GO): membrane
Source: RefSeq, a predicted model, not a curated record
AACAUACAAAUUAUGAAAUUGAAGGACGCCAAAUAUGUCUGUUGUUGUCAGUUAUGCAAGGAUUACAAACACUUAUUCAAACGUACAUACAUUUGUAUACGUAUUGUUGAUUUACAAAUACUUUCCUACACACAAAAAUGUAUAUGCUCAUAUGUAUAUGAGUUUUUAAAAUUUUUUCUUGUGUAUGUAAGGACUUUAGAAGCGAAAUGACUGGCUGACUGACUGAUGAUGGCAAGUUUUUAUAAGAAGGAUGUACUACUCAGUGACAAGAAAAAUUGCAAAAAAUUUUCUACCUUAAAAAUAAGCUGUUCAGGAAUUUAAAAAAUAUUAUGUUUUUAAACAAUAAACUAUAUAUUCAAGAUGUUGAGUUAAAUCUGUAGUGAGAUUUAUUAGGAUAACUUCUCCUCGUUAAAAAAAAAAAAAAACAUAUUAAAGCUUUUUUCUAAUUCUGCCAACGUUAAAUUCAACAUCUCAGUAACUGCUAGUAGGAGUAUUAAGAAUCUCUUGCGAGGUUUGUCAGACAAUCACUUUUACAGUAUCAUCAGUUGAAUCUCGGCCGUUAACUUAAACUGAGGUGUGCGUAAGAGUAAGGCAAAAAAAAAAAUAAUAAAAAAUAAAAAUAUUGCAAAUCUAAUGAUAAAAAUUUCCUCAAACAUCUAAAAGUGAAAUUUUUUAUUAUAUUUCGGAAAAUAAAGUUUUUGUUCGUUUAAAACUGGAGAAUCCCUAAAAUACAUCAUAUAAAUUAACUGAUUUAAUACUACAAAUAUUUGUUAUUUUAUUAAAAAACAAGGGGAUCUAAGAAAGGCAGUUAUUAUGUUCUCCAUGUGUUCCAAAGUUAAACCCCAAAAUUCUAUGAAUUUACAGCAACAUCAGCAAACUACGGGUAAUGUUGGUAAACAAAUCAAAGGAGGAUACUUAUUGCGCUAUAAAAAACAACUCCUUUGGAAUAGAUGGGCUGAAGAAUGGGUCGUCCUGUAUGAUGAUUCAACCAUGGCUUGGUUUACCGAACCCGGGCGUUCAUCACCAGCAGGAAAAAUCCUUGUAAAAGAAGCACCUGAAAUGUUAGCCAUAGCACAUUGGACGGGACAAAUUCCGAGACGUCCGCCACUACCAGAGGGGUGUGGUGUCUCACAACUCAUUGCCUUGGGAUCACGAAGAAAACGUUCAAAGGUCUAUUGGAUGUUGGCCAAAUCGGAAGAAGAAGUUAGUGAGUGGAUCGAUGCCAUUACAAAAACAUUACCGCCACCCCCACAAAUUGAACUAGUUGUAGACAAACCUCAUUUAAUGAAUGUUUUACGGAGACCUUUGGUGCGCAUAAGACCUGCAACUACUUCGGAGGUUAAACAAAGAAAGUCAUUAGUAAAGUCUAGUAGCAAAUCGCAUUCAACUUUAGCAACUCAAAGAGCUUUUUACAAUCAAAAUCCUCUGGUAAAAAGUGAUGCUGCUGUUGCAAUUUUGAGUAAAAAUCCUGAUUCUAAGGCAUCGCUGGCGUGUGCGUUACCCUGGGGUCAUGGCUGGGGCUGGGCAACACUUCCCAACGGAGUAUGGAGUGGAGGACUGACAUGGUCUCAAUGUGAGGACACUUUCACUCUGCACGCACUGCCAACCACGCACUGCACAAAUUUAAUUGAUACCUCUUGUAGCGGAGCCGUCUAUCACACCGACAUAGGAGGUUUCGAUUUUCAUUCAUCUACUGUUGAAGACCUAGGAGGUGAAGAUUUCGAUUACGCUAUGGAUUGUGGAGACUUUAUAUUUUAAGUCUGGUUAUUAAUAAAACUUCAAAUGCCAAAACCAACCCCACCCUAAAUAGAGAAGCGUUAUUAAAACGUGUUAUGCCAGCCUUUUGAGCCAACUCUAUUUCGAAAUAAAAUAGAUUAAUACAAGAAAUUUAGAUUUGAGUCAUAAACGUAUAAAAAUUAUAAAGAACUGCAGACAAUAGUUGUAGUAGUUGUUCGUUCGUUUGUUCGAAAUAUUUGAAUUGCAUUGAAUGGCAAAAGUUCAAAUCGUUAAUGCUCAUUAAUUUUUUAUUUAUGUGAAAACCUCAAGAAUAUAAAACACUAAUGAUAAUUAUAUACGGGUAUAUUUGAUUUAAAAGAAUUUAUUUUAUCAAAAAUCAGUAAAAAUAUUUUACAACUCCCAUCAACUAAAUACAACAACAAUAAACAAUAAAAAUAAAUUCUCUUUAAAAUCGAAAAAAGAAAAACUCAAUUAAAAUGAGUGAAAAUAAAAAAAGUACACACAUACUCACAACAAUAUUCAAAUUUACACACCAACCUCUUAAACCAAAAAUUAAAUGGAAAACAAAACAAAACAACAACAACAACAACAAUAAAUGAAAUAAUAUUAAUAAUUUUAUAGCAACUUAUUAACAAAAAAAAAAACAAGAAAUCCCUUUUAGACAAGAAAUCUAUGUUUUUAGAAGAAAAAAAAAUAUACACAUUCAUACAAAUUUAAUACCGAAACAAAAAAUGUCGUUAUUUUUUGAAAAUUUGUUGUAGAAGAACAUUAGAAUAAAAUAAAAAAAAACAAUAAUUAAAAUUAAAAAAUACGCGUAUUAAAUUUAAAAAACACUUAUAAUUGUACGAAUAAAUCCUUAACAUAAACAACAAAUUGUUUGCAUGUGUGUGCGUAUGUGUAAUUGUAUGAUUGUGAAUGUGUUUUGUAGAAGUACAGCAACAACAAUGUUAUAAUGCAUUAAUUAAUGAGGGUGGUCUAUAUUUAACUGAUGAAAAAAAUACACUUUAUAAGUAAGCAAUUAACUCUGCAGGCAGAAUAAACUUGCAAUAAAAAUGCAACUCCAAGCCAGUAUAUACAUAUGAACAAUUUUAUUAUUAAAAAUAAAAAAGUUUCACCACUAUUUAGAAUUUUAUUCUACUGCCAAAAAAAACAAUUAUAAUUGAAUCCUACAUGUGGUGAUUUAAAUUGCAUUGUAAACAAGUGUUUAUGUUUCAUAUUAAGGUUUUUUGUGCAAGACCGAUUCACCCUAAUAAAAAUAAUUUUGCAUUUUAUACGAGGUAGUAAAAGCAAAAAUAAUAUUAAAAAAAUAUAUAUAAAUAUUUCAUGUAGAAACAAAAAUGUACUUAGAACAAAACAAAUAAUUUAGAAUAAUAAUAAUUACAAUAAAAACCUAAAUAAAGUAAACAUGGAUACCCAGCUUUGCUUUCCGUCGUUUAAACUAUAUUUUUAUUAUUAAUUCAAAUUUGGGAAUAUUUAUGAACUAAUUAAGAAUGACUUCAAUUUCGUUAUAAUUUAAUUCAUUGAAGUAAACAAAUGCGCAUUGAGUUAUUACCAAUAACUUAAAUAGCAUAUGUAUUUGGAAUAAUUGAAAACAUUAAAUAUGUUACUAUAUUUUCAUUCUUCCUUUGACACAAAAAGGAUUACACUAUGAUUCAACAAUUCCCAAAAAUUAACAGGUUUCAAUAAAAGAAAAACAUUUGUUUUAUAGAUAAAUAAGCCAAUGACAGAAGGUAAAUUUUCACUAUCUAUUAUUACAGAACUAACUAUUAGGAGUGGAGUAAUGAGCCAAACGAAAAUAAUAUUUAUGUUAGAAUGAAGAAACGAAAGUAAUUAUUAAUGUUAAUUUACACACCAAACAAAUUUACAUAUAUGUACAUAUGUAUGUAUAUGUAUGAAGAAGUACAUAAAUAUUUCAUACAUGUAUACAUUUCCAAGUAUAAAUUCACUACGAAUGUACAUGUAUAUUUAUGUAUGUAUGUAUGUAUGUAUGUAUGUAUGUAUGUAUGUAUGUAUGUAUGUAUGUAUGUAUGUAUGUAUGUAUGUUUAUUGAUGAUAUUCAGCUUAAAUUUAUAUUAUAGAAAAUGAAUGAAAUAUUUAAUUUUAAUAUAUUGAUUUAAUUGUAAAAACAAAACAAAUUAGAAAGAAUGCAUUGUAUAUAAAACAUUUUCUGUAGACUAAAAAAGACUUAAGCAAUUGUCGUCAGGACGUUAAAUAAAUUAAAAAAAAUAUAUAUUUAAAAAAAAAACAAAUAUAGAUGAAAUAAAAAUAAAUGUCUGUUAAUAGAGCAUUAAAUGUUGGCUUUAUCGAAAACAAAACAAAAAAUAAAUAAGUGGUAUUAUUAAAAUGUAGAAUGAAAUCGAAAUAAAAUAAUAUUAAUUGAAUAUGUAUGAUUGUGAAAUGAAAUAAAUGUAGAUA